Scleropages formosus (Asian bonytongue) is the source of this 5641-nucleotide messenger RNA. RefSeq names its product c-Maf inducing protein (gene cmip). The record is from RefSeq and is a predicted model, not a curated record. Gene Ontology annotation, cellular component: nucleoplasm; cytosol. The coding region runs from base 548 to 2938 and encodes 796 amino acids. The transcript is spliced from 21 exons. NCBI's taxonomy places the organism in Eukaryota, Metazoa, Chordata, Actinopteri, Osteoglossiformes, Osteoglossidae.
CCGGGCCGUGUAGUCAAAGUGCCUGUUCCUUCGGCGAGAUAGAGGAAGAAGAGACGGAGCGGAGAGAGAGAGAAAGAAAAAAAAAAUCGUGCUAAUGAGCUGUUAAAGAACAAAACCGCAGGGAAACGCGUCGUCUUCGGAGUUUUCUUUUAAUCGGCGCUAUUUUUAUUCCAUUUUUUAAUCGUUGGAUGGUAUCGUUGAGAUGGCUCGUGUAGUGGAUACGGCGAUGGUCGAGCUGUAUUGAAGAGCUCGUCGGGGGGGGGAGCGGAGCGGAGCGCAGAGAGGAAAGACAUUGUGGGGAAAUCGGUGGAGAGAAGAGCUCUUACCUCACAUCCCCCCGUUACUGCCCCGAAUUCCCCCUUUCAUCUCGAAUGGAGUUCCUCCGCCUUCGCAUUUUUCGGUAGCUCGGUGAAAUGUAUCGUUUGACGGUGCCGUGAGCGCUCGUCGGCUCCGUCCGUGCUUCUUUUUUUCCUGCCUUUUUUUUUUCUUGUUCCCUAAUCGAAAACCGAAAUCUCGGUUCGCCUCCUUUGCCACGGGCCCGUUAGCGAUGGAUUCGAACGGCAGCGGAGGGGGCGGCGAGCUGCCCAACAACAGCCAGAGCUACCAGUCGGAGGAGAGCAAGCCCUUACUGGAGGACACGUCGAGCGCGCCGCCGGAGGGGGGCAAUAACAACAGCGGUAAGACGAGCGCCGGGCCGUGCCGGAGAGCCGCGCUGCUGGGCGGCUGCGGGAUGCGCUACAAGCUGCUCCAGGAGGGCGACAUCCAGGUGUGUGUGGUGAAGCACCCCCGCACCUUCCUCAGCAAGAUCCUCACCUCCAAGUUCCUGCGAAGGUGGGAGCCUCACCACCUCAGCUUGGGCGACAGCAGCCUCAGCUCGGCCACGCCCACAGGAUACAUGGAGUCACCCUUGUCCUACAGUGCCAUCGAAGACCUGCAGCCGCUCUCUUGGGAUAAUGCCCCAAAAUACUGCUUACAGCUGAGCGUCCCAGGAGGGACUGUCCUGUUACAGGCAGCCAACAGCUAUCUCCGAGACCAGUGGUUUCACUCUCUACAGUGGAAGAAAAAAAUUUACAAAUACCGCAAGGUACUGAAGAACCCGACCCGCUGGGAGGUGGUGCUGAAGGAGAUCCGGGCUCUAGUGGACAUGGCCCUGACCUCCCCUUUGCAGGAUGAGUCGAUCCAGCAAGCUCCACUUCACAUCAUCUCCACCCUUCUGUCUGAGAAUACCAACUUGAGUGCCCAAGAGCAUGAAAACAUCAUUGUGGCUAUUGCUCCUCUUCUAGAGAAUAACCACCCACCCCCAGAUUUGUGUGAAUUCUUUUGCAAGCACUGUCGGGAACGCCCACGGUCAAUGGUGGUCAUUGAGGUGUUCACCCCGGUAGUCCAGAGGAUCCUCAAACACAACAUGGACUUUGGUAAGUGUCCCCGGUUGCGCCUUUUUACUCAGGAGUACAUCCUGGCCCUCAACGAGCUCAAUGGUGGAAUGGAGGUGGUUAAAAAGUUUGUCCACAGCAUGCAUGGCCCAACUGGACAGUGCCCCCACCCCCGUGUACUCCCCAACCUGGUGGCUGUCUGCCUGGCAGCCAUUUACUCAUGCUAUGAGGAAUUUAUCAACAGCCGGGAUAACUCCCCCAGUCUGAAGGAGAUUAGGAACGGCUGUCAGCAGCAGAGCGAGCGGAAGCCCCCCCUACCACUGCGUUUGCUCCGCUCAGAGCUGGAGUCCCCCGACCCCCCAGUUGCUCCUCCCCCUCUUCCCCCACUGGCUCCUCUGCCCUCACUGCCCCUCUCCCCGCCACCCUCCAUCGUCAACUCCAGCGAGAUCCUAGUAGAGCUGGAGAGAAACAACAACACUGCCAAUAAGUUGAAGGGCCCAGCAGGUGGUGACAGUGAGCCCAACCUUAUUGACUGCCUGCUGGUCAGCCCCACCCUCAGUGCCCUUUCCAUCCAGCUGCCUGCCCAGGCUGACCGUGUGCUGGGCUGCUUUGCCCUCAUCCUCAAGAUGCUGUCCGACUACGAUGACUGGAGACCAGCCCUGGCCAGUCUGCUGCAACCCAUACCCUUCCCCAAAGAGGCUCUGGCACAUGCCAAAUUCACAAAGGAGUUGAAGUAUGUCAUACAGAGGUUUGCUGAAGAUCCCAGGCAGGAGGUGCACUCCUGCCUUCUCAGUGUGCGUUCUGGAAAAGAUGGCUGGUUUCAACUCUACAGCCCAGGGGGCAUGGCCUGUGAUGAUGAUGGAGAGCUGUUCGCUAGCAUGGUGCACAUCCUCAUGGGUUCCUGCUAUAAGACCAAGAAGUUCCUUUUGUCCCUGGCAGAGAAUAAACUGGGGCCCUGCAUGCUGCUGGCCCUGAGGGGGAAUCAAACAAUGGUGGAGAUCCUGUGCCUCAUGUUGGAGUACAACAUCAUAGAGAACAAGGACACCCAACUGCAAAUCAUCUCCACCCUGGAGAGCACACAGGUUGGCCUGCGCAUGUACGAGCAGCUGUGUGAUCGGCAGAGAGAGCUAAAGGAACUGCAAAGAAAAGGUGGCCCCACACGGCUCACACUGCCCUCCAAGUCAACAGACGCAGACCUGGCGAGGCUGCUGAGCUCUGGCUCUUUUGGGAACCUGGAGAACCUGAGCCUAGCUUUUACCAAUGUCACCAGUGCCUGUGCUGAGCAGCUGAUCAAACUGCCCUCUCUUAAACAGCUCAACCUGUGGUCCACUCAGUUUGGCGAUGCAGGUUUGCGGCUGCUUUCAGAGCACCUGGCCUCCCUGCAGGUGCUCAACCUGUGUGAGACCCCUGUCACGGACGCAGGCCUGCUGGCCCUCAGCUCAAUGAAGAGCCUGUGCAGUCUGAACAUGAACAGUACCAAGCUCUCUGCUGACACCUACGAGGACCUCAAAGCUAAGUUGCCCAAUUUGAAGGAGGUGGACGUUCGUUACACUGAGGCCUGGUGAACUUGAACGUCAUCAGUACACAAGCCAACAAGACAUAAUCAGUUUGGACCUUCUUUCUAGUUACACAUCAAAACAUGAGGAGUCAGAUGACAAUGAGAUGCAAGGACCUACUUUAUAGUACAUCAGACAAACUCAGAAACCUUGCUUCUAGUGGCAUCUGCACUCUUGUCUUUCAGUUUGGAUGUUGCGGCCCUCUCUAACAUUUUCCCAGGCAUCUUGACUUUCGACUUCUACCCUCAGCCCUCUCAAGGAUGUUUUUUGGGGCAGACAGACUUUCUUCUGUAGUUCCUUCUGUGUUCUUUUAGCAGGCCAUGCAAAGAAAAGGGAAAAAAGUAGGUUUUACAUUUCCUUUUAUGUAAUUCAAAGAACUUUUUGUUUAAAGCACACAUCUUCCUUUAUAGUGGUUUCUUUUGCCAUAUGCUUUGCACCAUAUCUGAUUUCAGCUCUUAAGACCCAAACCAAGUUCAAUGUUGAUAUCAGCAUUUGUUCAAACCUAUAGAAUUUCAGAACAGAAAGGAUCUGGAUUAUUGGACCCAAUUUCUGGAAAUUGAUGUUCCACCACUUAACAAAUGCUUGUGAAUUUAGAAAACACUGAACCCUGUGUUUCCAGGCUUCCACGAAAGGUGAUAUUUACUGCAUAAGAAACGUAGGGGGAGUGAGAGGCACCGUUUGCCUUUCUAUUUCUCACUCUGUCUGUUUUUAUUGACUUGAACACUUUCCAUCCCUGCUUUCGUAUACUGUGUGUUUGUAUAAAGAAAUAUAUUCUUUACAACUCCCUGUCCCCACCCCAGAAGUCAGAAAUGCUCUGUACGCAGACAUACUGAAAAAUAUUCUUUUGAUUUAUUUUUAAUGUACAUACAGUUUUCUGCGGCUCCCAUAUUUAAGUGAAUGGUUUAGAAGGUGGUCUGGGACCACUCUGUAUUUAUGAAUAAUAUUUCUUCCUUUCCUUACUUCUCAUUCUUUGUCUGUGAUGCAACACAAGUAUUGUGCUUCUUUCUGCUGGCCCUCCCAGUCAUAUUGUGUGUCUCGCUUACACCGUUUUUACUGCUUUUCUUCCUCCAGUUUGGUUAGUCUGUGGAAAAAAGCCCAAAGGCACUGCAGCAUUCUGUCUUAGCUGUUUUGUAGUUGUUGUAAUUGACCAUUUGGUUCUGUCUUCUCUGACAAGCUGUCCCUAUGAAUACCAGGAUAAGCACAAGUCAGAUAAAGACAAGUAAACACAGAAACGGUAAACUUUGGCCAGAUUUCAUGAAAACAUUUCUGAUCUUUUAUUUUAUAACUUUUAUAUACAUAUGUGUGUAUGAAUAUAUGUAUAUAAUUUCCCUCACUCUUCCUUCAUGGAAGACAGGUGUUGCCUUCAUCUAUAGGGGGAUUAUGUGCAUGUUUGUGUGUGUCUGAGACUGCGUGUGAAUGUUGGGUGGGGGGUCCAUCUUUUUCACAAGUGCACUGUAAUUAUCUUAAUUGUCAUCGUGUUUCAGUUGUUAAAUUGAUUUGAUCCUUUUAAAAUUGUUGCGUCUUUUUUGCAUGUACAUAAGCUUAUGUUUUGUUUAAUUUGCAAUAUUGUUUUACAGACAUUCAGAAAGUCAGGUCACUAGUUCGCAUUUAGUCUGCAGUUGUCACACAUACUGUGUGCUUAUUUGGGAGAAACUGUCAAGUAACAUACAUGUUAUGUACAUCAGUAAGUAUGCUUUAUGCUGUGUGUAGUCAAAUCUGUUUGUAAUAUACAACAGCGAGUAUACUACAUGCUGUGUGUAUGAUAUGUAAAAUGUUAAAUGCACCAUAUAAUAUGUGGGAAGACAAAUCCAUGCCAUGAAAUACCUGUUGGGUUUUUUUCUUUGCACCACAAUUAUUGAUGAUGAAGCAACCGAAAUCUGUAAACCCCUUGACCCAUUACAGGAGAGGUUAGAUUAGGCAAACCCUCGCCUUCUGUGUAUGUUAAAGGAAUAUAAAAUCAAAUCCUUUGGAACUAUUUUCAUACAUGUCUGUGUCAUAAGUUUAUAUACAUUGUCACUUUUCUGUAUAUACAUACAUUUAUACAUAUUUUGUGAAAUGUUAUAAAUGCAUUUUGCAGUAUGCAUAAUUAUAAUACAUAUGCAAGUGGCAAUGGCUUAUUUGACACAUUUGACAUUAGAAAGUAUAUUCCGCUUUUGACUUUAUAUGUUGCCUUUUUCACAAGGAGAUGCUCCUGUGUCGUCAUGUUUUGACCUGGAGCUCAGCACUGGUUGGACUUUGGAAGCCCUCUUGUGACUGAAACGGUGUUUUUCAGUAGCUGGCCUGAAAGAGGGAAGAUUGGGGCCGGUGACAUUUUUAUUAUUAUUAUUAUUAUUUUGGUUAAAGAAAUGUUUAAAAACCCUCUUCUUCUUUAGACUGUUCUAGUCGUUCUGUGCAAAUUUGCUUAAGAGGUUCCCUUUUUCGGCAGUGACUGCUGUUUACUUUAGAUUUCUGCAGUCUUUCUCUCACCCUCAACCCCCCCGGUCUUCACUGAGUUGGUACUGAAUGGGCUCCAGUCUUAAAGAGCAGCCUGUGCUCGUUCUGCAGAAAGAAGCGCUGCCCUUGGUUCUGCUCCGCACACCUGCUUGGACAGCUUGGUCACUGCUACCCUUCUGUAGCUGCUGUAAUCAAAUGCUACAUGCGACUUUACACAAAACAAUGGGAAAAAAAAAAUGCAGGAAAAUAAAUACCAUGUGAAAUUUCAAGCGAAAUAAA